UGUGACUGCCCGGGUUGACUGAGGUAGAGGCAGACGUUGGCCGCCCUGGAACCAGCGGCUGCCGCUGGCGGGGCCCCAAUGAUGCCACCUGACAAAUCUGUCUCAGCAGCUCCAGUUUUUCAGUUUACCAACUGCUGGAUUUUGAAGAACCACAAGCUACAGAGAGAGGACUUGUGGGUGAGAAAAGGACAGAUCUUGAACCCAGAGAAGCUCUUCUUUGAUGAGAAGAGGCCGGCAGACGUCCAACUGGACUGCAAGGGGAGUAUCCUUGCACCCGGCUUCAUUGACGUCCAAAUCAACGGAGGUUUUGGAGUGGAUUUUUCCGUGGCCUCAGACACCGUCGGAGCAGGCGUCUCACUGGUCAGCCAGAAGAUACUGUCCCAUGGAGUGACCUCUUUCUGCCCCACUUUGGUGAGCUCCCCCUCGUCUGUAUACCACAAGGUUUUGCCCCAGAUCACCAUACAAAACGGAGGCCAAGAUGGUGCUGGAGUCCUGGGGUUCCACCUGGAGGGUCCUUUCAUCAGCAAGGAGAAGAGAGGGGCUCAUCCCGAGAAGUGCCUUCGCACCUUUGAGAAGGAAGCCUUCCAGGACGUGCUCGCUACCUAUGGCUCCCUGGAGGGCGUCCGCCUCGUCACCCUAGCCCCGGAGCUAAAGAGGAGCGGCGAAGUGAUCCAGGAACUGACCAAACGGGGCAUCCGUGUGUCACUAGGUCACUCCAUGGCCAAUUUAUCUCAGGCUGAAGAGGCUGUCCGGCAAGGGGCGACCUUCAUCACUCACCUCUUCAAUGCCAUGCUGCCUUUCCACCAUCGAGAUCCCGGCAUUGUGGGGCUGCUUACGAGUGACCAGAUUCCACCAGGUCGGCAGGUGUUCUAUGGCAUGAUAUCAGAUGGGAUCCACACGAACCCUGCUGCUCUGCGGAUCGCACAUCGGGCCCACCCCAAAGGACUGGUCUUGGUGACAGACGCCAUUGCUGGAAUGGGCCUUGCUCCGGGCAGACACACCUUGGGCCAGCAGGUGGUUGAGAUGGACGGGCUCAACUCCUACGUGGCAGGGACCAAAACACUGAGCGGAAGCACUGCAAGGAUGGAUGUCUGUGUCCGGCAUUUCAAGGACGCUACAGGGUGCUCAGCGGAGGUGGCUCUGGAGGCUGCUUCUCUCCAUCCUGCUCAGCUGUUGGGAAUCGAGGACAGGAAGGGGACCUUAGACUAUGACACAGAUGCAGAUUUCUUGCUGUUGGAUGACAGUCUCCACAUCAGAGCUACCUACAUUGCUGGCCAGCAGGUCUGGAGACACGACGCCUUCGUCCUCUGAAGAGACCUGAGCAGGGAUAGCAAGUGGCAGAAGCUUGACCCCAACAGAUAGGUGGCACCUCCAAGCCAAAGGCUGUUCCUCUCUCUCUCUGUCUUUCUCUUGCUCCUCUCUGGGAGGAACUGUCUAGGAAUGAACUGAGCCACCACAGAUGGUCCUGACAUCUGGCCUGCAACAACUUUUGUGUUCCUGAGAACUUUGUGUCUUCCUCGCUCUGGCCCCACCUGGUGGGCUGGGGGUAGCUGCCUGCUUUGCUGCCCAUCAUACACUGACUUGGGAGGCUUUCCACCAAUCAAAAUGAACCAUCUCCCAUUCAUUAUGGGUGGGCAGAGACCUGGGCCUGUCUUGCAAAUGGUGCGGCAGCAUGAUCAAGGCCACAGCCACAGGGAACUUGGCCAUUUUUCACCCUCAGUGCCUGCCUUCUCUGUUAACAUCACUUGAUGCUCAAAUGGCACCUUGUCAACAAUUAAAGCCAGUCUAAGGCA
Messenger RNA from Sphaerodactylus townsendi, 1793 nucleotides. It is a transcript of the gene AMDHD2, whose product is annotated as amidohydrolase domain containing 2. Gene Ontology annotation, biological process: N-acetylglucosamine catabolic process. Bases 79 to 1311 code for a protein of 410 amino acids. The transcript has 12 exons. NCBI's taxonomy places the organism in Eukaryota, Metazoa, Chordata, Lepidosauria, Squamata, Sphaerodactylidae. Gene Ontology annotation, molecular function: N-acetylglucosamine-6-phosphate deacetylase activity. The record is from RefSeq and is a predicted model, not a curated record.